This is a messenger RNA of Nyctereutes procyonoides (raccoon dog), 883 nucleotides long. It is a transcript of the gene FEV, whose product is annotated as FEV transcription factor, ETS family member. The record is from RefSeq and is a predicted model, not a curated record. Gene Ontology annotation, cellular component: nucleus. Lineage: Eukaryota; Metazoa; Chordata; Mammalia; Carnivora; Canidae. Gene Ontology annotation, biological process: regulation of transcription by RNA polymerase II; cell differentiation. Gene Ontology annotation, molecular function: sequence-specific DNA binding; DNA-binding transcription factor activity, RNA polymerase II-specific. The coding region runs from base 170 to 883 and encodes 237 amino acids. The transcript has 3 exons.
CGGGCAGCCCCCUCCCGCCAGGCCCUGCCGGACCCGCGCCGUCUUCUUUUCCUUGUCACCCGCGGUUGCCUCGGGCGGGGAUCGGUGCCCCGGAGCGCAAAGCCUGACGCGUCCCCCCUCUCUCAUCACCCCCCCACACACACCUCCCACCACCCAGUCCCUGGCGGCGAUGAGACAGAGCGGCGCCUCCCAGCCCCUGCUGAUCAACAUGUACCUGCCAGAUCCCGUCGGAGACGGUCUCUUCAAGGAAGGGAAGAGCCCGGGGUGGGGGCCGCUGAGCCCGGCGGUGCAGAAAGGCAGCGGGCAGAUCCAGCUGUGGCAGUUUCUGCUGGAGCUGCUGGCCGACCGCGCCAACGCCGGCUGCAUCGCGUGGGAGGGCGGCCACGGCGAGUUCAAGCUCACGGACCCCGACGAGGUGGCGCGGCGCUGGGGCGAGCGCAAGAGCAAGCCCAACAUGAACUACGACAAGCUGAGCCGCGCGCUGCGCUACUACUACGACAAGAACAUCAUGAGCAAGGUGCACGGCAAGCGCUACGCCUACCGCUUCGACUUCCAGGGCCUGGCGCAGGCCUGCCAGCCGCCCCCCGCGCACGCCCACGCCGCGGCCGCCGCCGCCGCCGCCGCCGCCGCCGCCCAGGACGGCGCGCUCUACAAGCUGCCGGCCGGCCUGGCCCCGCUGCCCUUCCCCGGCCUCUCCAAACUCAACCUGAUGGCCGCGUCGGCCGGCGUCGCGCCCGCCGGCUUCUCCUACUGGCCGGGCCCGGGCCCCGCCGCCACGGCCGCCGCCACCGCCGCGCUCUACCCCAGCCCGGGCUUGCAGCCCCCGCCCGGGCCCUUCGGGGCGGUGGCCGCCGCCUCGCACUUGGGGGGCCACUACCACUAG